Messenger RNA from Drosophila guanche, 1458 nucleotides. Its product is annotated as acidic phospholipase A2 PA4. The coding region runs from base 289 to 1284 and encodes 331 amino acids. Gene Ontology annotation, biological process: arachidonate secretion; phospholipid metabolic process. Lineage: Eukaryota; Metazoa; Arthropoda; Insecta; Diptera; Drosophilidae. The transcript has 3 exons. The record is from RefSeq and is a predicted model, not a curated record.
UUUUUUUUUUGGCCAAGUCCAAGUUUAACAUGGCCCGACGCGCCAGAAUCAAGUUCAGUUGCGUCGCAAACGCGUCGCGGAAAUGUUUUGCUCCGAGCAUCGUCGUCACCUCUAACGCGUCCUCCUCCGUCCCGUUGACCCUUGCUGUCCUGUAGCAGUUCUCUCCAGCUAAAAAUAGGGGAACCAAAUCAAAUUCAAUAAGCGAAGCAAAAACCUCUCAAAACCAAAGAACCCGUUUGAUUACCGUUUCUCUUCUUUUUUUUUUAAUCGAACCCAGCUGGCAGGACGAUGAAGGAGGCUCUGCCGUUGGCGGUGCUGCUGCUGUGGCUAGGUGCGGCACUGCCGCCCAGCUCCGGAUCGGCUGUGCUUAUCUCGGACAUGACCAUGACUGUGAUGGUGGAGCUCUCGUCCCGGCAUCCCUUCUGCAAGAUGCACAGAGAUCGCGGCGACAUUCAACGGAUGCUGCUGCAGUCGGAUCCACGUCGCAUCCGGCAGGUGCCGCGCGAGUCGGUAAUGGAGCUGGAGGAAGUGUGCCGGCAUCAGGGCUCCUAUGGCCAUGAGUUCCGCGGCGGCUUGGGCUUCAUCUAUCCGGGUACAAAGUGGUGUGGCCCCGGGACAGCGGCCACCAGCUACGACGAUCUGGGCGCCCAUACGCGGGAGGAUCGCUGUUGUCGGGAGCACGACAUGUGUCCGGAUGUCCUGAAUGUAGGCGAGUGCAGGCGGGGAUUGUGCAACCGGGGUACCUUCACCCGCUCCCACUGUGACUGCGACGCGAGAUUCCGGCGCUGCCUGCAGGCGGCCAACACGGAGACGGCCAACACUUUGGGUGCGAUCUUCUACAAUGUGGUGCAGGUGACGUGCUUCCAGGAGCGCAGUCCCUGCUCGGCACACCAGAGGUUCGAGGAUUUCUAUUACCGCACGAAUCAGUGCCCGGCCGAAUACCGCCAGGCGGACCUCUACGUCCCGCCGCACGGGGACAAUCUGAUAGCAAAAAUCUUGGCCCAUCCAGUGCAGCAGGGUCGUGCCCUGGCACCGGCCCUGGCCCCGGCAAAGCUCACGGCCCGCCGCUUUGGCGUUCAGCUAGCCAGCGUCGGCCUGGCGGCAGUCAACAUUAUCCGUGAGGUGGUCCAGCGUCCGCGUCUCCUCUGGGAGAGCCUGCAUGCGCCCGUCAGCCGUGAGCUGCCGCCAGGCGGCUACUUCUACGAGCGGCCAAGGUCAGGGCCAGGGCCAGGGCCAGGGUCGUCAUAUGGUAGCUACGGCAGCUACGGCUCCCGCUGGAGCUGAUGCUUGGCAGCCGAGAGAGCUCAGAAGACUGUUCCCGUGUAGUAUUAGUAGACAUAAGUAGAGCCCAGUAUAUGCAUGUGUAAAUCGACUCCUUCCUUUCCCACUCCACUGCAUCCAUUCGAUUAGUUAGUUAGUUCCACCUUCCCUUCCUUUAAAUAAAUUCGCUGAGAACUA